UCAGUGUUGCCACUUGCUAUACGUCAUUUUCAACAACAAUUCAUGAUUGAAUCAUAACAAUAAGUUUUUUGUUACCUUUUUAAUUAAAUUAUUAAUGUUAAAUAAAUGCCGAUUACAGUAGAACAUCCGACUUUAAUGCCCUUCCAAGAUUCUCAACGUAGUUGGACUGACGAUUUACCAGUUUGCAAACAAUCGGGAAUAGGAUUUUCAACUAAUCAAAUAUAUCGAGAAGAUGGUUGUCGACAAGAGGAACAUCCUUUUGAAGAUCGAAGUUUUCAUUUUCGUUGCGAUGAUUCAACAUUUCUUUAUGGUGUAUUCGAUGGACAUGAAGGUACAAAAGCAGCGAGUUUUGCACUUCAACGAAUGGCCGCUGAAAUUUUAUUGGGACAGUUGAAUGGAAAAAAUAAUGACGAUGAAGUUAGAGAAGUCCUUCGACAAGCAUUCAUUGCCGUUGAACGUGGAUAUUUAGAUUCAAUUGGAGACAUUCUAGCAGAACGUGCCAGUUUACAGUUCGAUAUUCCAGAUGGCCUUAAUUCAUAUGAAACCUAUCAAAAAUUCCCUCACUUGGUAGACAAAUUAAAUGCCUUAAAUUGUGAAUUAUCAGCGGGAACAAGUGCGGCAGUUGCAUUAAUUCACAAGGGUCGAUUGUAUGUUGCUAAUGUCGGUGAUAGUAGAGCAUUAUUAUGCAAAACUGACAGCAAUCAAGUUCUAAGGGUCAUUCAAUUAAGUAUUGAUCACGAUUUAAGAAAUGAAGACGAAUUAUUGCGAUUAUCUCAACUUGGCCUUGAUGUAAAAUCAAUUCGACAAGGAUCUCAUUUGGGAAAUCAGGAAAAUACACGUUGCUUAGGAAAUUAUUUAGUAAAAGGUGGUUAUCGGGAAUUUGAAGAAUUAGCUUCAGCCACCGUUGAACCAAUAAUUGCCGAACCAGAAAUUCAUGGUGGAAUUGAAAUUGACGAUUCAUGUCGAUUUUUAAUGCUCAUGUCCAGAGGACUCUAUAAAGCUUUAGAGGAAGCAACGCGUACCGAACAAGUCAAUAAAGAAAUUGCACUUAUGGCCGUUGAACAGUUUCGAGUACAAUCGACAUUGACGGGCGUAGCGCAAGCUGUGGUCGACAAAAUAGUACGAAUUCAUCACGACAUAAAUAUGAGUCAUUCACCAAGUACAUCGACAAGUGGUAAACGUGAGGAUAUAACUUUACUUGUUAGAAAUUUUAAUUUUCCCCUAUCAAAUGCAUUGAAAAGUCCAACGGCUCCAUCAGUGAGAUUUGAUCCUAUUGUACAAACAGCUCCAUUUUUACAUACAAGCGAUCAACAAGAUGCUUAUAGUACAGAAAGUGAAAUGACAGAUGAAAAUUAUGAUGCAUUUACAGCUACAACAUCAACAACAUCCGAUGUAUAUCCACCGGUUGCAAAUCCAAUGAAUCGUAAUUCAAAAAUUAAACCUUACGUGGAUUUUUCUGAAUAUUAUGAAAAUGUGGAAAAAAGACGUGACGAAGGUACAUUACCAGAAGAAAUUGACUUUUAAUUUUUACAGUUAUUUUAAAAAAAUUUUAGAUUUUUUUUUUU
Messenger RNA from Leptopilina boulardi, 1565 nucleotides. Its product is annotated as TGF-beta-activated kinase 1 and MAP3K7-binding protein 1-like. The record is from RefSeq and is a predicted model, not a curated record. NCBI's taxonomy places the organism in Eukaryota, Metazoa, Arthropoda, Insecta, Hymenoptera, Figitidae. The transcript is spliced from 6 exons. Gene Ontology annotation, biological process: protein dephosphorylation. The coding region runs from base 106 to 1524 and encodes 472 amino acids. Gene Ontology annotation, molecular function: protein serine/threonine phosphatase activity.